AAGUACUAUCUAAAAAUGGCCAAGUCUCAGACUCAGAGUCUUGUGACCUAUGUGGAAGAGGAAAAUGUUCCUGCUCUAAAAGCACUUCUUGAGAAGUGCAAAGAUGUGGAUGAAAGAAAUGAGAACGGUCAAACUCCAUUGAUGUUGGCUGCUGAGCAAGGCAAUUUAGAAAUUGUCCAAGAAUUGCUCAAGAAAGGAGCUAACUGCAACCUGGAAGAUACAGAUAACUGGACAGCUCUUAUUUCGGCAGCUAAAGAAGGAUAUGUAGACAUUGUAGCAGAGUUACUUAACUGUAAUGUAAAUUUGGAGCACCGGGAUAUGGGAGGGUGGACAGCCCUAAUGUGGGCAUCAUAUAAAGGUUGUACUAAAGUAGCUGAGCUGCUUCUUGAGAAAGGAGCAAACCCAAACAUCACUGGGCAGCAAUAUAGCGUUUAUCCAAUCAUUUGGGCAGCAGGACGUGGCCACUCAGAUAUAGUACAUCUGUUACUGCAACAUGGAGCUAAAGUCAACUGCUCUGAUAAAUAUGGAACCACACCAUUGAUUUGGGCUGCUAGGAAGGGUCAUUUAGAAUGUGUGAAAUACUUGCUGCAGAUGGGUGCUGAUGUUGAUCAAGAAGGGGCUAACUCUAUGACUGCACUUAUUGUGGCAGUAAAAGGUGGUUACACUGACUCGGUAAAGGAAAUUCUGAAAAGGAACCCAAAUGUAAAUUUAACAGAUAAAGAUGGAAAUACAGCUUUGAUGAUUGCAUCAAAGGAAGGGCACACCGAAAUUGUUCAGGAUCUGCUUGAUGCUGGAACUUAUGUGAACAUUCCUGACAGGAGUGGAGACACUGUGUUGAUAGGGGCUGUUAGAGGAGGUCAUGUUGAAAUUGUGAGGGCCCUGCUACAUAAAUAUGCUGACAUAGACAUUAGAGGUCAGGAUAGCAAAACUGCUUUAUAUUGGGCUGUUGAAAAAGGAAAUGCUACAAUGGUGAGGGAUAUCUUGCAAUGCAAUCCUGAUACUGAAAUGUGUACAAAGGAUGGAGAAACACCUCUUAUAAAAGCAACCAAGAUGAGAAAUAUUGAUAUAGUAGAGCUUCUGCUGGAUAAAGGAGCUAAGGUUUCUGCUAUUGACAAGAAAGGAGAUACUCCACUUCAUAUCGCCAUUCGUGGAAGAAGCCGUAAACUUGCAGAACUGCUUUUAAGAAAUCCAAAAGAUGGCAGACUGCUUUAUAGACCCAACAAAGCAGGAGAGACACCUUAUAACAUUGACUGUAGUCACCAGAAAAGUAUUUUAACUCAGAUAUUUGGUGCGAGACAUUUGUCUCCUACUGAAUCUGAUGGAGACAUGCUGGGUUAUGAUCUCUAUAGCAGUGCCUUGGCUGAUAUUCUCAGUGAGCCAACCAUGCAGCCACCUAUCUGUGUAGGGCUGUAUGCCCAAUGGGGAAGUGGAAAAUCUUUUUUGCUCAAAAAACUGGAAGAUGAAAUGAAAACUUUUGCAGGACAGCAGAUUGAACCUCUGUUCCAGUUCUCUUGGCUUAUUGUAUUCCUUACGCUCUUGCUGUGUGGAGGGCUGGGUUUAUUGCUUGCUUUCACAGUGGACACAAUGCUCGGAAUAGCUGUGGCACUGAGCUUAUUAACAGUUCUAUACAUAUUGUUUACUGUGAUUUACUUUGGUGGCCGAAGAGAAGGAGAAAGCUGGAACUGGGCCUGGGUAUUAAGUACAAGGUUGGCAAGACAUAUUGGGUACUUGGAGCUGCUUCUCAAACUGAUGUUUGUGAACCCACCAGAAUUACCAGAGCAAACCACUAAAGCUUUACCUGUCAGAUUUCUGUUUACUGACUACAAUAGACUGUCCAGUGUAGGUGGUGAAACUUCAAUGGCUGAGAUGAUUGCUACCCUCUCUGAUGCAUGUGAAAGGGAGUUUGGUUUCUUAGCAACAAGACUUUUUCGAGUAUUCAAGACAGAAGAUACACAAGGUAAAAAGAAAUGGAAGAAAACCUGCUGUCUCCCAUCCUUUGUUAUCUUUCUCUUCAUACUUGGUUGCGUUAUUGCUGGGAUCACACUGCUGGUCAUUUUUAACGUAGAUCCAAAGAACAUGACAGUGAAUGCUAUUCUGAUAUCGGUUGCAUGUGUUGUUUGUUUGGCCUUUAUCUUGAACUGUCGUACAUGGUGGCAAGUGUUGGACUCAGUCUUAAAUUCCCAGAGAAAACGUCUUCAUAAUGCUGCUACCAAACUUCACAAACUGAAAAGUGAAGGGUUCAUGAAGGUUCUGAAGUGUGAAGUGGAACUGAUGGCCAAAAUGGCAAAAACUAUUGAUAGUUUCACUCAGAAUCAGACAAGACUUGUCGUAAUUAUAGAUGGAUUGGAUGCUUGUGAACAAGACAAAGUUCUACAGAUGCUUGACACAGUACGAGUCCUGUUUUCAAAAGGCCCAUUUAUUGCCAUUUUUGCAAGUGACCCACAUAUUAUUAUAAAGGCAAUUAACCAGAACCUCAAUAGUGUGUUACGUGAUUCAAACAUAAAUGGACAUGAUUACAUGAGAAAUAUAGUCCAUUUGCCUGUCUUUCUUAACAGUCGUGGGCUCAGUAGUGCAAAAAAGCUGAUGGUAGCUUCAACUACCAAUGGAGAUAUUCCAUAUACAGAUACUUCAGGAAUACAUGAAGAAGUUGACAGAAGAGUUUCUCAGAAUAGCCUUGGAGAGAUGACCAAACUUGGCAGCAAAACUGCUCUUAAUAGACGGGAUACUUACCGAAGACGACAGAUGCAGCGGACUAUUACACGUCAGAUGUCUUUUGAUCUGACCAAACUUCUGGUUACAGAGGACUGGUUUAGUGAUAUCAGUCCUCAAACCAUGAGAAGAUUACUCAAUAUUGUUUCUGUGACAGGACGUUUAUUGAGAGCUAAUCAGAUCACUUUCAAUUGGGAUAGACUGGCUAGCUGGAUUAACCUUACAGAGCAGUGGCCGUACAGGACAUCCUGGCUCAUAUUGUAUCUGGAAGAGACUGAAGGUGUUCCAGAUCAGCUUACUUUAAAAACCAUCUACGAGAGAAUUUCAAAGAAUAUUCCAACAAGUAAAGAUGUUGAACCUCUGCUUGAAAUUGAUGGGGACAUACGGAAUUUUGAAGUAUUUUUAUCUUCACGGACACCAGUUCUUAUAGCACGUGAUGUAAAAACCUUUUUGCCGUGUACUGUAAACUUAGAUCCAAAGCUACGAGAAAUCAUUGCAGAUGUUCGUGCUGCAAGAGAUCUAAUGAAUAUUGGAGGAUUACCAUAUCCCACAGUGCCUUUACCUGAGGCAACACCCAGAGCAUCAUCAGUGUUCAGUCAGCCUUCAUCAGUCUGCUCCUCAUCCACCUCCUUUAAUGGGCCUUUCAAUGGUGGAGUUGUUUCACCACAACCUCAUAGCAGCUACUACAGUGGCAUGACAGGACCUCAGCAUCCAUUCUAUAAUCGACCAUUCUUUGCCCCAUAUCUUUACAUGCCAAGGUACUACCCUGGCAGUUCUCAUCACAUCUCACGUCCAUCACUAAAAACGGGUUUGUCCAGAGAUAAGAACAAUGGCCUAGAUGUUAUCAAGGAGGAUGCCGAUGAGGGGCUUUCUUCACCUACAGCCCCCUCAAUGGGAACAGGAACAGUCACAGGAUCAGCCACUGGAGGAUCACAUGUGCCUUUGAGCUCAAUGAAUGUGGAAACCGUAUGUGAGAAGCUGAAGCAGAUAGAAGGGCUGGAUCAGAGUAUGUUACCUCAAUACUCUGAAACUAUAAGAAAGGCAAACAUAAAUGGCCGUGUCUUGGCUCAAUGUAACAUCGAUGAACUAAAGCAGGAGAUGAACAUGAAUUUUGGUGACUGGCACCUUUUCAGAAGCACGGUACUCGAAAUGAGAAAUACAGAAAAUCAGGUUGUUCAUGAAGAUUCUCGUGCAGUGAAUGAACAUGUUACCAAUGUGAUUCCUCACAAUGAGCUUUCUCGUCGUCCUGUGCAUAAUAGUGAAUUGCCUCACACUGAGCUUACAGGAAUUUCUGCUCAGGUUCCCUACGCUCUCAACUUCAGCUUUGAAGAACUGAACACAAUUGGUCUCGAUGAAGCUCCUCCACAUCAUAAUAAUUUGAGCUGGCAGUCACAAACUCGCAGAACUCCAAGUCUUUCAAGUCUCAAUUCUCAAGAUUCUAGUGUUGAAAUCUCAAAGCUGACUGAUAAGGUGCAGGCAGAAUACAGAGAUGCAUAUAGAGAAUAUAUUGCUCAAAUGUCACAGCUGGAAGGGGGUGCGAGUUCUACCACUGUAAGUGGCAGAUCUUCCCCACAUAGCACAGCAGCUUUCUAUAUGGGACAGAGCACAUCAGGGGGCUCCCUCCAUUCCAGUAUAGAACAAGAAAAAGGAAAGGAUGGUGAACAGAAACAAGAUGAUGGACGAAAGCCCUUUCUGAUGAAGAGGGGUGAUGUUGUAGAUUACAAUACUUCAGGUGUUUCCACUAAUGAUGCAUCUCCUUUGGAUCCUAUCACUGAAGAAGAUGAAAAAUCUGAUCAGUCUGGUUCCAAGCUUCUUCCAGGAAAGAAAUCUUCAGAAAGAACAAGCAUUUUCCAGGCAGCAGAUUUAAAACUAAAAGGAGUUACUUUACGCUAUCAAAAACUGCCAAGUGAUGAAGAUGAGUCUGGAACAGAAGAAUCAGAUAAUACUCCACUUCUCAAGGAAGGAAAGGACAAGAAAAUGGAUGGGAAAGUGGACAAGCAACCAAAAUCCCCAGAACAUGGAUCUGAGCCUAUUAGAACCUUCAUCAAAGCAAAGGAGUACUUGACAGAUGCCCUUUUAGACAAAAAGGAUUCCUCUGACUCUGGUGUGAGGUCCAAUGAAAGUUCUCCAAACCAUUCCCUCCACAAUGAUGGAGCGGAUGAUUCACAGCUUGAAAAAGCAAAUCUCAUUGAGCUUGAAGAUGACAGCCACAGUGGAAAGAGAGGAAUUCCACACAGUCUGAGUGGCCUUCAAGAUCCAGCUGUGGCACGCAUGUCAAUUUGCUCAGAAGACAAGAAAAGCCCUUCAGAGAGCAGCUUAAUAGCAAGCAGUCCUGAAGAGAACUGGCCUGCUUGCCAGAAAGUCUAUAAUCUAAACAGAACACCUAGUACAGUCACCCUAAAUAAUAACAGUGCUCCAGCCAAUCGAGCUAAUCAAAAUUUUGAAGACAUUGAAGGUAUCAGAGAUUCCUCUCAAAUCAUUCUGCGCCCUGGCUCCAGCUCAAACUCAACUGCAGUUCAGAAUGAGAAUCUAAAAAGCGUGGCUCACAAGCGAAGCCAGCGUUCAAGUUAUACCAGGCUUUCGGAAGAUUCUUCAGAGCUCCAUGGUGUUACAGCCUCAGACGCUGCAGGUUUUGGAGAAGAGAGAGAGAGUAUUCUGUGAAAGGAACAAACAAAAUUAAAACAGAGCACAUCUGUAUGUCAUAAUUUUCUUAAAAUCCCCCUUGUUUGUCAGUUCAUGCUCUUGCUAGACACUUUUUAUCUCUUUCAAUAGCCUCCACUAACAAACCUGGAUUUUUUUUUCAGUCUUUUUUUUUGGAAAGAAAAAAUAACCUACACUAUAAAAUAUUUCAUUAUUCCCUUCCCCUAAUUUAUACUGCUAGUAAAUAUAAUGCUCUCUUCCACAAAUGAAAGCAGUACUUGUCUUUCUGCAUGGGAAUCAAAUUUCUUGCCAAAGAAUUUUUGGGGAAAAGAUGUUUUAGGAUUAAGUAGGUCAGGAAUAUUUCAUAUAAAAAUAAAACAUAAACAUUAAAUGUCUGCUGCAAUGCACAAAACUCACAUUUUGUUAUCCCUUCUAAAAAUUCCAAUUAAAUAGCUUACUUUUAGAAAAGUGUUGUACCAUGUGUUGCCAUCUGAAUUUACAGAAGCCAGAAGACACAAUAUUAAAAUCCUUCCGGCCCUUGGUAACAUGAAAUUUCAUACUUUUCAUUAACUAGUUGAUCUUCAAAAGUGUGUGCAACAUAUGAAAUAGAAUAUGUUGGUUAAGUAUUAAGAUACAUGAUUGGCUAACUGUACAUCUUCAUCAUCUGUUAGUUUGUUCUAUAAUUGCUUUUGUUUCUGGCAAUCUUAUUUGUGUAUUGUGCUGAUAAGCUUUGUAGAGGACAUUGUCUGAAUAUAGGGUUAGAAUUAACAGAUAUUUAGUGUGUAAUGUUCUCUAAUUGAUUUAGUGAGUGCUCUAUUUAUUGUUGGUAUGUAAUUUCACAAUCGUUGCACUAAAUAGUUGUAACUGCUGUUACAUCAAGACAGUGUUUGUAUGUAAUUUCUGAAGUAUUGUUCUGCAUGCCCUUUCACUAAUACAUUCUUUUUCACCUAGUUAUAGAAAGGAAAAAGUAAUUAGUGUUUGCCAUUUUAAAAAUAACAUUUAAAAAUGAGAAGUUCAGUGAUAAUAUAGAGUACCAGCUUUCUUAUGUUAGAGAUAGAGUAUUUAAUCGUUUGUGUUUGUCAGCUAAAUAAUGUAUCUGAAUGUCACUGUAGCAAAUACUUUGUACUGUACGUGAAAUUUGCAUGAUUUUGGAAACGUGUUCAAUCAAAUGUACUCUAGUAGUAUAGAGGGAAUAAUAAAUAAAUUGGCAUAUUG
Dermochelys coriacea (leatherback sea turtle) is the source of this 6564-nucleotide messenger RNA. It is a transcript of the gene KIDINS220, whose product is annotated as kinase D interacting substrate 220. Lineage: Eukaryota; Metazoa; Chordata; Testudines; Dermochelyidae. Gene Ontology annotation, molecular function: protein binding. The record is from RefSeq and is a predicted model, not a curated record.